Molecule: messenger RNA, 450 nt
Organism: Pneumocystis jirovecii RU7
Lineage: Eukaryota; Fungi; Ascomycota; Pneumocystomycetes; Pneumocystales; Pneumocystaceae
Product: multiprotein-bridging factor 1
Exons: 3
Coding region: 1-450 (149 amino acids)
Cellular component (GO): nucleus
Molecular function (GO): DNA binding
Source: RefSeq, a predicted model, not a curated record
AUGAAUGAAACAGAUUGGGAUUCUGUUACAAAAAUUGGUAGAGGUGUACACUCAAGAACUACAAUAACAAGAGCACACGCAGGAGUUAAUGAAGCCAGAAGGACAGGUGCUGUAGUAGGUGUUGAAAAGAGAUUUUCUGCUGGAUCUAAUAAGGCACAUAAAACGACUGAAGGACAAAAGAUGGCUAAGAUAGAUCGCGAGAAUGAUAUUAUUCCUUUAAAAACUACUGGACGUGAUAUUGGAAUGAUUAUUUCAAAAGUUCGACAAGAAAAAAAUAUUAAACAGUCUGAGCUUGCACAAAAAAUUAAUGAAAAAGUAAGCGUCAUAAAUGAAUAUGAGACUGGAAAGGCUAUUCCUAAUCAAGCUAUUCUAUCUAAACUUGAGAAAGUUUUAGGUAUUAAAUUGCGUGGAACUGGUAUUGGGCAGACUCUAACUGGGCCUAAGAAGUAA